AUGGGCGCCCGACGUCUCGAUAAUUUUGUCGGGGAUGACAGCUCCUACAUCGGAUAUCUUUGGGAAAAGCUUAUCGGAAUCCCCUUGAUCCAGUGUAUCCCUCAGUUUGAAAACCUAGUGAAGCAGUGUCGCCGUCGACACCAAGUCCUCGACCUACCUCGCCUCCAGCUCGUCACACAACCCACGCCCCCGAGCUGCGAUCUCAAUAUCUGGAAUCCGGCCAAGAAGCCCUCAACGCCACGCCUCUCGCCACCAAUAUGGGUCGAACGAACCAACACCUUCAAAAAUCUGCCCCAGUCAGAAAUCCAGUGGCGCGAGAAGAGGGACAGCCUGGGCUUAUCAAGUGCGCGGGGUAUUUUUCAUGCAGUUGAUUUUUUGACAACAGGCCGGCUAGGCGGCAACAGGUGCUUCGCGGGCCAUGCUACAAAGCUGGAUUUGCAGGACGCUUUAGAGGCCUUUGCGAAUACCGUUGGCCUUGGUACCGUAUCAGGGAAACUCCAUCACCAACUCUCCCGUUUCCUUUCCCUGAUAUUGAUCGCGACGCUUUGUGUGGCAAUACAUGAGGGUCAUCCGAUAGACCUGGUAGACACUGCUCAACGGAAGUUCCUGUCAGCGAGUCGCGGGAGCGUAUGCAAGACGCCGCCUGACCUGCUCGCUCGGGAUCGAGCGGCAGUGCGAUGGCUCCUCGCAGAACAGCAGCGCCAAUUUGCUCGCGGACUGCGGCAUCGCGCUUUUGAGUUGUUUCUCCUAGAGGGCGGGGUUUUAUCCUUCUACCAAUAUUGCCCAAAGGAGCGGAAGGAAAGUCGUGUCUUCACAGAAAAGAUCCCCCUAUGCGACGUUCCGGAGGACGAAAUACAAGCCUCUGUGCCAUUUUGGAUUCCCUUUUUUGUCAAGUUCCACGUCGGUGACCGCUGGAGUUGCUCGACGAUUUGCAAGGCCCUCGGGGUGGAGCUUCUUAGUCAGAAUCAUGAUUUCCAAAGAUUCGCGCAAAUGGUGAAAUCGGAGAUGCCCGUCGCC
Molecule: messenger RNA, 1017 nt
Organism: Dichotomopilus funicola
Lineage: Eukaryota; Fungi; Ascomycota; Sordariomycetes; Sordariales; Chaetomiaceae
Exons: 3
Source: RefSeq, a predicted model, not a curated record